UACUAAUCCAAAUACAUGCGCUUUUUCAGGGUUUAUGGUUCCUUUAUAAACCCCCACUUUUCCCCACGCAAAAAAGAGCUAUUAAAUUCACUAUAUUCACCCUUUUCUCUUUUCCUAGCUCAUUUUUUUCUAAAACACAGCGCUAUGGCAUACGAAGAACGCAUCUUUAUUACAGGCGCAACUGGAAAUAUCGGCAAGCCCCUUGUCUGCAAGUUGUUGUCGAGCCCCAAAGCAUCUGUGACGCUAUAUGUGCGAACCCCGGUCAAGGCCCAAGAACUUUUUACUGCUACUGACUAUUCAAGCGAGAAGCUACGAAUCGUCCAAGGCGACUUGGAGGACCUGAAACUAUUUCAAGAUUCUAUUACUGGCCAUACUCGUCUCUUUCUGCUCGUCUUAGGUCACCAAGUGGGUGAUGAAAGUGCGCGUAUCUUAUCCGAAAAGGCAUACGCUGCUGGUGUGAAGCAAGUUGUUCUGAUCUCCGGCAUCAACUCAUCCAUGCCGUGGCGAAGUUCAAUUCUUACGGAAACUGGCGUUUACCGCGAACAGUCUAUACUUUCCAUCUCGAACCGUGGAACGGUUGUCACAUUGCGUCCUGCAUAUUUUAUGUCUAACCAAUUGUCCAUGGAUGCAUCUACUGUCAAGAACGCCAACAAGGUUAUCGAUUCCCGCGAGCCUACCGUAAUAAAACCAUGGAUUUCCCCACGGGAUAUCGGCGAGCUUGCUGCUAACGUCAUGCUGGAGCCUGUCGAGAAACACGGUGAUGCAGUGUACGAAAUGAUCGGUGAAUCGGUAACACCACAAGAACAUGUCGAAAUCCUGACUCGAGUGCUUGGCAGAAAGAUCGUUUAUGAAAAGGCCUCUGACGAGGAGUUUUACAAGUUGCUGACCACGAAGGCCGGUAUGUCACAUAUAAUGGCGUGGGUAUUCUUGCAGCUAUCACAAUCGUGCAACCAAAAGGCCACACCCGGCUUGUCGAUUCUGCUUGGUCGUGCCCCGGAAACCUUGGAGCAAUGGGUAGAGCAAAAUAAAGCUGCAUUUUUGUAAAAUAGUACUUUGAUAAUUUUGAUAAUCUAGCCCAUAGUAAGAUUUGAUGACUUGUCGCAGGCAAUGUGGCGAGGGGGAGGGUCGUUGGCAUGGUUACAUUUCCAUAAUAUGCACAAACACUAUAUCAGCAGCAGCAGCAGCAUGAACA
Molecule: messenger RNA, 1192 nt
Organism: Zychaea mexicana
Lineage: Eukaryota; Fungi; Mucoromycota; Mucoromycetes; Mucorales; Lichtheimiaceae
Exons: 1
Coding region: 16-1044 (342 amino acids)
Source: RefSeq, a predicted model, not a curated record